AGCUGGUCGCUGCUCAUCGCAAAUCCUCAGUUGAAUAUUGGCAGGACGUGCAACCGGUUCGAAGCCGAUCAUUCCCACCCCACCCAUACACAUUCAUCAAGUACUCAAAUUGGAAAGGUCUCUAUCUUGUGUUUAGACAUAGGGCCCAUCACUCCGUAUAUGGCAAACAUGAACGAGAUGUGGACGGAUUUCGAGUCGGUUAUCUUGGGCAACGAAGCCAUGUCCGAGGACCACCCAUCCAGUCCGAUCCGUCAAACGCCAGAUCUCUUUGGCAUUAACACCACCCCAACCAUGAUCAAAGAUGAGCAAUCGCCCUCGACGCCCAGUAGUUAUUGCUCCCGAUCAUCACCGGAAUAUCACAUGGAUCAUUACAGCUCCAGUAGCAACAAUAGUGAUGGCAGUUUGUCUCCGCAUUAUUCCAUGGGCCCCGAGAGUCUUUACUACCAGGAAUACCCUCAACCCAUCCAUCAGUCAAGCUACUCGGCCUAUCCAACCUCGUCCCAUCAGCCUGAAAUGGACGUGAACGUGAACAUCAAUCUGAAUUUGCUGCCCAUGCAAUCGCAAGGUCAAUAUCCUAACCACAUCAACCACAGCAACCACGGCAACCACGGCAACCACGGCAACCAAUACGGUGGUUACUUCCAGCCUUAUUCGUACGAAGACCAAUAUUACCACAACCAUCCCCACUCGUACUCGACAUCUUACAACACUCCACCCCAAGUGCAAUACAGAGUGCCCACCAACGGUCAGAUCCAGGUGUGCCACACCAACGACUCCAUUGUGGAGUGUUCCACCAAACCCAUGAGCGCCAGUAGUUCAGCCUUGACCAAAACGGGGAAGCCCAAACGGAAGCGGAACUACGCCAAACGGAAGACCGUCAUUCACUCGUGUCCCACGGAGGGCUGUCCCAAGACUUAUACCAAGUCCAGUCACUUGAAGGCCCAUCUGCGUACUCACACGGGCGAGAAGCCCUACGUGUGUCAUUUUAAAGGCUGUGGCUGGAAGUUUGCCCGCUCGGAUGAGCUGACCCGACACACACGGAAACACACGGGGGAUCGACCAUUCCGUUGUCGUUUGUGCGACCGAGCCUUUUCCAGGUCCGAUCAUCUCUCGCUACAUAUGAAGCGACACAUGGUGGUCUGAGAUGGACAACCACCGGCCAGAGAUAGACAGACUUACUAUAAACCAUUCUAUUUUGUCUUGUACUGAUUAUUUUUUCUCUUAUAAUUUGGGCUGUGAUGAUCAUCAUGUCAAGGCAUACCUACAACAUGUGUAAUAAAGUUCUUGGAAUAGCA
Tigriopus californicus is the source of this 1295-nucleotide messenger RNA. Its product is annotated as Kruppel-like factor 2. The record is from RefSeq and is a predicted model, not a curated record. The coding region runs from base 160 to 1143 and encodes 327 amino acids. Gene Ontology annotation, molecular function: DNA-binding transcription factor activity, RNA polymerase II-specific; RNA polymerase II cis-regulatory region sequence-specific DNA binding. The transcript is spliced from 2 exons. NCBI's taxonomy places the organism in Eukaryota, Metazoa, Arthropoda, Copepoda, Harpacticoida, Harpacticidae. Gene Ontology annotation, biological process: regulation of transcription by RNA polymerase II.